AUGGGCGAAUUCCCAACGUUGGUCCGGCCGCCGCCGCUCGACACGUCCAAAGCACCUAUCGAGAACGCGCUCGAGUUAACUGAGCUAAGCAUCAUCGGACCUGAUCUCUUCACCAAUACCCGCGAGCUCUGGCAUCCACCCGGCGCGCGGGGGAUCUACGGAGGCGCCGUUAUUGCGCAGACGCUUGCUGCUGCCCAACGCACCGUCCCGCCGAACUUCGUAGUACACUCGUACCAUUGCUUCUUCGUGCUAGCAGGCGACUCCAGCGUGCCUAUUUUGUACCAUGUCGAGCGUGUGCGCGAGGGCCGGUCCUUCUGCACCCGCACCGUGCAGGCCCGCCAGCGCGGCCACGCCAUCUUCACCGUCACGUGCUCGUUCGUGCGCGAGGGUAGUGGUGGCGAAGAGUCUGUCUCGCAUGCCGUGCCCGUGCCUGCCGAGGCGCUCGCCCAGACCCCUCCCGACGACUACCAGGACCCGCCGUUCCUGCGCCGGGCCGGCGACGAUGACCCGUUCCAGAGUUUCCGAUGCAAAGCACCCGGGGAUGGCGAAGACGAUAGCUCGCCCGCGACCAAGCGCGUGUGGCAGUGGGUUCGCGCGCGCGGCAAGAUUAGCGAGAAGGGCGGUCUUAGGGCGCACCUGAGCGCGCUGGCGUACGUCAGCGACUCGUACUUCAUCGGCACGGUCAGCCGCAUCCACCGGCUGUGGCGGUACCCGGUGCGGCCGGAGGACAUCGAGAAGCUGGAGCCGGACGUGCGGAAGCACCUGGAACAGCUGAACGAGUGGGAGGGGUACGGGACGCUGGAGGGUACGGCGAAGCGGCCCGAGGUGGGCAUGAUGGUGUCGCUAGACCACUCAAUUUACUUCCACAACCCGAGCAAGGUGCGCGCUGACGAGUGGAUGUUCGUCGAGAUGGAGAGUCCCUGGGCAGGAGACGGCAGAGGCGUGGUUAUGCAGAAGAUUUAUAGCCGCGAUGGGACGCUGCUUGCUACGGCGUUUCAGGAGGGCGUUGUAAGAUUAAAGAAGAAGAACCAGGAGAAAGCGAAGCUAUAG
Molecule: messenger RNA, 1050 nt
Organism: Daldinia childiae
Lineage: Eukaryota; Fungi; Ascomycota; Sordariomycetes; Xylariales; Hypoxylaceae
Product: Acyl-coenzyme A thioesterase 8
Exons: 4
Coding region: 1-1050 (349 amino acids)
Biological process (GO): acyl-CoA metabolic process; fatty acid catabolic process
Cellular component (GO): peroxisomal matrix
Molecular function (GO): fatty acyl-CoA hydrolase activity
Source: RefSeq, a predicted model, not a curated record